Molecule: messenger RNA, 793 nt
Organism: Neltuma alba
Lineage: Eukaryota; Viridiplantae; Streptophyta; Magnoliopsida; Fabales; Fabaceae
Exons: 3
Coding region: 314-745 (143 amino acids)
Source: RefSeq, a predicted model, not a curated record
GCCCUCAGGAAUUCAUUCUUUUCAAGAGUAAUAAGAACCCAGUAAAAUUUUCUCCUUCUUCAUCUUCCACUGCCUCUGUGAUUAUAUUGAUGCUUCUUCUCACAGCAAAACCCAACUGAUUUCUCAAUUGCUAAGGGGUUGAACAACUCUUCAAUUGAAAGAAGAGCUUGUGAACAACUGGAGCCGUAGCUAGAUCAGAUUUAUCAUGUUUACAGUUAUCCGCAGACACUAAAUCUUUAGCUGUCUGUACAAAAUCAGAAACUGGAUCAAACGGUUCCGAAGAAAAGUGGGGAAUCUUUCUUAGAGCUCGACCAUGAACGAUUUUAAUUCUGAAAGAUCAAAACCAUGGAACAUAUACACAACUUCAGAGCCAGGUCCACCACAAGCAAUGGUUGACAAGGAAGCUCCAUGGAGAAGUUUUGGGACAUCUAUGAAUGCCAUUUCUUUUGGUUUUGUUGCCACCGCCAUUUUGAUCUCAAUGUUCCUCAUAAUGGCCAUAUUUGAACAUCUGUUCAAACCAACUUCACAGUAUUCUUCACCAGAGUCUUUGCUGGAUUCCCUGGAAUCAGGAACAACCGGGAAACGCGGAAAUAGACAAACUGUUUCAGCAUCUUAUGCACCAGAUUUGUCAGUAAUGAUGCCUGGGCAGCAAUAUCCAACCUUCAUAGCCAAACCUGCUCCUUUGCCUUGCUCAAGGGAAGGGAUUCAUUGGCCUUCUCAUGAACAAUGUUUUGUAUUUGAUUAGCUUUUAUUUUGUGGUUAAAUUCUAGCUUACAUUCUACCAAAAGCUGUG